CUUACUUUUUCAUGUUAAGACAAGCCCUUUUGAGCUCAAGAGUCAGGACUCAGUAUCAAACGAAAAGACAUUUCUCUUUUGAUGGACGCAACAGAUUGUCAAGCUACUUUAUGCCUUCCACAAAAGACAAGGCAACCACUGACAGUUUACAAAGUCAUGCUCUUUUACUACAAUCAGGAAUGAUUCGACAAAGUGGAGCAGGAAUAUAUUCUUUACUGCCGCUAGGACUUCGAGUAAUUGAAAAAAUUGAGCAGAUCGUCGAUGAAGAGAUGCGAUCGAUUGGCAGUCAAAAGUUGUCUUUACCUAUUUUACUGAAUCCUGACGACUGGAAAAAGACCGGAAGAUGGGAUGGAGCAGCAGGCGAGUUCUUUCGUUUAAAAGAUAGAAAAGAAUCCGAUUUGCUUCUUGCACCAACUCACGAAGAAGAAAUUACCCGUCUUGUAGCUCAUGAGAUACGAUCACCUAAGCAUUUACCCAUUCGACUAUAUCAAAUUGGCCGAAAAUACCGUGAUGAAUUGCGCCCAAGAGCAGGUCUUUUAAGAGGCAGAGAAUUCAUCAUGAAGGAUCUCUAUUCUUUUGAUGACAGUGUAGAGGCUGCUUUUGAAACGUAUGAGCAAGUAAGAGAGGCAUACAAGAGAAUUUUUACAAGGAUUGGCGUGCCUUUUGUUGUUGCAGAGGCAGAUAGUGGCAAUAUCGGUGGAUCAAAGUCCCAUGAAUACCAUUUAGUCUCUCAAGUAGGUGAAGACACGCUAUUAACGUGUUCAGGCUGCGGUUAUACUGCGAAUGAAGAACUUGCUGUUGGAAAACUAGCUACUACCAACCAACGAUCCAACGAGACAAAAGAGAACGCAGUAACAGCAUUGUUCAAGAGCAGUGUAGGAUUUAACCAGACUUCUAUUGAUGCUACAAUCGUAUCUUUUUACGAACCUAAUGACACCAGAGAGGGUAUUCAAGGAUAUGCUGCAGUGCUAACACCAGCUGGGCGACCUGCCAAUCUGUUAAAAGUGCAGACAAAGUUAAGCAAGCACUUGAAAAAGACGCAACAGCUAGGACAAGUGUCAACCAUUGAAAUGAAAACUAUAUCAGAAGAAAUGUUAAGGCAAAUUCCAUCAAACACUCUUGUUUCUCAACUUCAUUUGUUUUUGGAUGACAGUAUCUCAAGUGGUGCUACUAAUUCUUUAUCAAGCAGUAUCACAGUACAUCCUGCUGAUCAUUUUAGAGUAGCAAAAGAAGGAGAUCAUUGUACCUCCUGUGACAAGGAACUUUCGAGCGUCAAGGCAAUCGAGUGUGGUCACACGUUUUACUUGGGCACAAAAUAUUCCAGUGCUCUUGACUGUGGUUACCGUAAACCUAAUGGUGAGAAAGUUUUUGCUGAAAUGGGAUGCUAUGGCAUCGGUAUUACUAGAUUAUUAGCUGCUGUAGCUGAAGCAUGUUAUGAUAAGAGAGGUGUUGUUUGGCCAAGAAGCUUAGCUCCAUACAAGGUGUGCAUUAUACCAACUGAUGAUCGAAAGGCUGAGUUUAAGGAAAUGGCAGAAAAAGUUUAUGAUAAGCUGAACAAGACUUUCAAGGGUGAUAUCGUAAUUGAUGAUCGUCGAUCAGGUUUUGGUGCCAAAAUGAAGGAUGCUGAAUUAAUUGGUUAUCCUUUUACAAUUGUAGUUGGCCAAAAGUCAUUAACAGAUGAAUCAUUGGUUGAACUUCAUGAGCGAGUUCAGUAUCAAGAAAGUACAAAGAGUGAAGUUUGUCUUGAUGACUUGGAAAAGGGCUUUCUUGUAGAAAAAUAAAUAAACUGUACAUAUUAAACCUUUUAUUUGCUUUAACGUGCGCAGCAACGAGUUUCUUUUAUCAAUUAGUUGAACUUCUAACCACAGAAAUUUUUGAUGCUUAAUAAAAAAAAAAAAUAGAGAAACAAGUAGAUUGCAAGGUUUCCCUUUUUUUUAAAUUCAUUUUUAUGGCUGAUUUCAACAUAAUCCAAGACAGCCAUUCACCUACGACAUUAAG
This is a messenger RNA of Rhizopus microsporus ATCC 52813, 1998 nucleotides long. Its product is annotated as prolyl-tRNA synthetase. Gene Ontology annotation, cellular component: cytoplasm; mitochondrion. The coding region runs from base 12 to 1781 and encodes 589 amino acids. Gene Ontology annotation, biological process: prolyl-tRNA aminoacylation. Gene Ontology annotation, molecular function: ATP binding; proline-tRNA ligase activity. The record is from RefSeq and is a predicted model, not a curated record. The transcript has 4 exons. Lineage: Eukaryota; Fungi; Mucoromycota; Mucoromycetes; Mucorales; Rhizopodaceae.